Molecule: messenger RNA, 2424 nt
Organism: Penicillium olsonii
Lineage: Eukaryota; Fungi; Ascomycota; Eurotiomycetes; Eurotiales; Aspergillaceae
Source: the annotation of a GenBank genome assembly
AUGGAUAACCGCGGCUCUUUUUUCUUGUUCCUGUUGGCUUUCUACCUCCUUCUUAGCCAUCAGUCACGUCCGCCAUUACUCGAAGAAGAUCGGGAGCAUCAGCGCGAGCUUGUGCGUGAGCGACAUGCUCUCCAAUUGAUGAACGGGUCACAUCAUGGCGACCUCGACCCACUUGCAGAUAAAUGGCUCCCAUUUGCAGGGCUUCGGAAGAACGAUAGCUAUGCAUGGGAUCUGUUGCCACAGGUCCAAGGACUUGCACGUCACCAGUUGCAAUCGGCUCUAUCAAACGCUGGGCUUGAGCCUCCACAUGGGCUAGAGGACCCCACUGUGUCGCCGACCUUGAACCUGACGAAGCUACUGCUUCCAGUCUAUCGAAACUCGACAGGAAAGCUUCGGGGCGAUUGGGUACGACGGUCUGACGGCUCCGAUCGCCGUGAGCCUCUCAAUACGACUGCCAUCGCCGAGGAACAUGAAUACUUUACCCACGAGUUUAGCCACAACAUCACUGGCACCCAGGGUACCUUCUACUUUGAACUCGAAGAAGGGGGCGGCGAAGAGCUUCAAAUGGGUAAUGGACUUGUCAGGGAAAUGCGAGCGAGCUUGAGGGUCGAGAGCGACGAUUUCUGGGGCAGUACUUGGGGCCUUCCUCUAUUCGGUGUACAUUUCCCGGAGACAGGAAGUAUCAUUCUCAGUACAUCCAGCGAGAAGUACGGAGGAAUAUUCGCGUUGCCACAGUUGAUGCUUUCUCGCGACACCUACGAAUUAUCCCAUGGACUUCUUAUGCAGUCACUUUCGGAUACCAUCUCGGAAAAGCAGGACCGGCCCCCAACUCUAUUCCCCUGGUCCAGUUUCGCAGGCACCUCGCAGCUCGAGUUUCCUGCUCCGAAUUGUGAACAUAUUAUCUAUCUCCAGCAGCACCCUGUCAUGUUAGGAGACUCGCCCGCUGACAGACUGCUAUUGGAGCGUAUGGAACAAGAACUCAGAUACCCCAUGGGGGCUCCACUACCGGAUUCUCCUCUUAUGGUUAUGUCUGCUGUGGUCUUCUCCCCAGACUGCGGGUAUAUACUUGAAACAAAGGGUACACCCGAGUUUCCUCCUUCUGACACCUUGUAUGUCACCGGGCCAAAGCAAGAAGAGUACGCCAAAUAUGCCUCGCGUCUCAUCUUCGUGGUCUCCGGCGUGUUCGUCGCUCAGAUCAUGUUACUUUUGCGCCAGAUCAAAGAGGCUUCAACGCCUUCUACCCGGAGUCGGGUAAGCUUCUAUACAAUCGCAUUGAUGGCGCUCGGCGACGCAUUUGUUUUGACAUUCAUCAUCUUGGAAUUGUACGCAUCAGUCUCUCUUCUUGUUUUGGCCACCGCAUUGUUUUUGGCGUUCCUCUCAGUGAGCUACAUCGGAAUGAAGUUCAUGAUGGAAAUUUGGGCGGUGCAAGAGCCGGAAAGACGAGAUCAAGACCGUUCCUCGAACCCUCCACCUCCAGCCACACGCCCUGGAACAUUACCUUUACCCGCGACUGCCCCAACAGUGAGAGACUCUGGGGCCACCCCAAUCAUCUUGCCACCUGAUCAAGAUGCUCCUGCUGAUGAGAUGGAUGCUCCGGCCCCGGCCGCCCGAACCACGCCUCCAACCCCGAGCCAAAUUCGAAGCGACGUGGGAGCGAUGUAUGCACGGUUCUAUCUUGCAUUAUUCUCAAUGCUCAUCCUCUCCAUCUGGGCCUUCCUAUUGCCUAGGCGUCUUGGCUCAAUUUAUACCCGUGUCCUGACAUCGGUCUAUCUUUCCUUUUGGGCCCCCCAGAUUUACCGGAACGUGAUGCGAAAUUGCCGGAAAGCACUCCGAUGGGAUUUCGUUGUUGGCCAGAGUGUUCUUCGACUUUUCCCAUUCGUAUAUUUCCUCACAGCCCGCGGAAACGUACUUUUCAUCCGGCCUGACUACACGACUGCGCUCGUCGCGGUAGGAUGGGUCUGGAUCCAAGCCUGGGUCUUGGCUAGUCAAGAUAUUCUUGGUCCGCGCUUCUUUGUACCCCGUGGAUGGGCACCUCCUGCAUAUGACUACCAUCCCACGCUACGCGACCUGUCCGGAGCGGAUGAUGACCUUGAGGCCGGUUGUGGUGAUUUGUCUAUUGCAUCACUCCGGGCUGAUGAGCGAGAUCUGGUCAGCGAUGCUAAGGAUGAUGACAAGCAGCGCAAAGACCGUAAAAAGGCCAUGUUUGAUUGUGCCAUUUGUAUGCAAGAUAUUGAGGUGCCGGUCCUUCCCGCGCCGUCUGCUUCGGGUGGAAGUAGCGUCACCGAUGGUGCCUCUAGCAUCUUGAGUCGCCGGCUGUAUAUGGUUACGCCCUGCCGUCAUAUUUUCCACACGGCUUGUUUGGAAAGCUGGAUGAGACUCCGGCUUCAGUGUCCGAUUUGUCGUGAAUCUAUCCCCCCUGUGUAA